AGUACAUUCACGUUCAUGACGCAGGAUGCUGCGUAAUGUGUUACUUUCAUUCGCUCUGACAAGAGUCCAGUGAUACGGACGGUCCACCGCGAGGCUAUUUACUCUGCAUUGACUGGAAACAGCACAUAAUCUGAUGUAAAGAUGUCAUUUAAAGACAACACAAUUAGUUUCCCUGAGCUUAUUAAGCUGAAACGAGAUGGUGGCCAACUCAACCCAGCAGAGAUAAGCACUUUUGUGCAUGGAGUCACAUCAGGAGACAUCCAGGACAGUCAAAUAGGUGCUAUGCUAAUGGCCAUAUGGCAGAAGGGCAUGACCGAUGAAGAGACCGUGGCAUUGACGAGAGAGAUGAUGAACUCUGGGGAGAUUUUUAAAUGGCCGAAGGAAUGGCUUGUGCUAGACAAACACUCAACCGGUGGGGUUGGAGACAAAGUCAGUCUUCCACUCGCUCCUGCUCUGGCUGCAUGUGGUUGUAAGGUGCCCAUGAUAAGUGGAAGAGGACUGGCACAUACAGGCGGCACCCUUGACAAGCUGGAGUCUAUCCAAGGGUUUAAAGUUAACCAGUCAGUUGAACAGGUGAAGCAGAUCCUAGAGGAUGUGGGCUGUUGCAUUGUGGGACAGACAAAGAAUCUGGUGCCAGCAGAUAGUGUUCUCUACGCCAUCAGAGAUGCCACAUCGACUGUUGAUAGUCAUCCUCUUAUCAUAAGCUCCAUCAUCUCUAAGAAAGGAGCUGAGGGUCUCAGUGCUCUUGUGUUAGAUGUGAAGUUUGGCAGAGCUGCUCUGUAUAAAGAUGUGGACAGCGCUCGCAGUCUUGCUCAGUCACUGAUCACUGUGGGUAACAGACUGGGUGUGAAAACAGGGGCGGUGCUUAGCCGAAUGGACACUCCUAUUGGCCAGAGUGUAGGAAAUGCGGUCGAGGUGUGUGAAGCCCUUGAGUGUCUUAAAGGACGAGGGUCAGAUGAUCUCAAGGAACUGGUGACAUAUUUAGGUGGGCAACUAUUGUGGAUGUGUGGCCACUCCUGUACUGUAGAGAGUGGGAAAAAAGAAAUCGCUCUGAAACUGGAAAAUGGAGAAGCCCUGAAAAAGUUUGAGGCGAUGCUGAUGGCUCAGGGGGUGUCUGCAGAUGUUGCACAUUCCCUGUGUUCAGAUGGGAACGACUACUUUAGGCACAUGAAGCGUGCAGCACAUCAGACAGAGCUUGAGGUACCAGAUAAUGGAGCCGUUUUGGACAUCGACGGUUUGGCUCUGGCUGAAGUGCUGCAUAAACUAGGGGCGGGCCGUUCUAAAUCAGGAGAGGAAAUCGAUCACAGUGUGGGAGCGGAGAUCUUGGUUAAGAUAGGACAGCAGAUACAGAAAGGUGAAUCAUGGAUCAGGAUUCAUCACAAUUCCCCAGAUCUGAGUGCACACUAUUCUAAACUGCAGAAAGUUUUGGUCAUUGGCAGCCGAGACGAAUACAAGUCCGCUUCACGUGUGGCAGAAUUCAUCUACCCAAAUAAACCCAACAUGUCAUAACACAGCUUCAUUCAAAACAUAUUUAAAUGUACUGUUACCAAGAAAUAGUUUUCUUUAUAUGAAGCACUAGGGAGUUUUAACAAGAACUACUUGACAAAGACCUACGCUGACCAUUGAGCUCUGCAUCUGGAAAUCUUUUAACAUAUUGUCUUACCAGUAGAUUGAAAUAGUACUCUAGCCCAGGGUCUGCUCAAUCCAGCUUUGAACAAAACCACAUAAACCUGAUGAUUAAAGCCUUCAGCCUGAUUUGGAAAUUGCAGCCAGGUGUUUUGGAGCAGGAUUGAACACACUAGAACAGUAGAUGAAAUGCUGCACUGCCACCACUCACUCACAGAGGAAUUGCAGAAUUACAGAUCAAAAAUCCUCCAGAAGAGCUCCAGAAACUCAGAAAACAGGGUCAGCUCUAGUCCUUCUUGUAAUAAAAAGCAUCCAUGAUGAUGCCUUAAGAUGUUUAUAGAUUUGUCAGAAGGUAAAAGGACUCUGAUGCUGCAAUGUGAAUUCCGUUUUGGUUUUUCAGAAUGCCUUUAAAGCAUAACACUAGUGCUUCAUU
This is a messenger RNA of Carassius auratus (goldfish), 2059 nucleotides long. Its product is annotated as thymidine phosphorylase-like. Gene Ontology annotation, cellular component: cytosol. Gene Ontology annotation, molecular function: pyrimidine-nucleoside phosphorylase activity; 1,4-alpha-oligoglucan phosphorylase activity. The record is from RefSeq and is a predicted model, not a curated record. Bases 142 to 1509 code for a protein of 455 amino acids. The transcript has 10 exons. Gene Ontology annotation, biological process: pyrimidine nucleoside metabolic process; pyrimidine nucleobase metabolic process. Lineage: Eukaryota; Metazoa; Chordata; Actinopteri; Cypriniformes; Cyprinidae.